AUGGAGAUAGAGUCUAUGAGAGGCGGUGGAAGUGGAGGAGGAAGAGGUGCUUACUUGGUCUGGGAAGAUCUAAGCGUGGUGAUACCAAAUUUCAAGAACAAUGCCCCAACAAGGAGGUUGCUCAAUGGUCUUAGUGGGUUCGCUGAGCCUGGUAGGAUCAUGGCUAUUAUGGGUCCUUCUGGCUCUGGGAAAUCAACACUCCUUGAUACUCUAGCAGGUAGACUGUCCAGAAAUGUGGUCAUGACUGGAAGUAUACUAUUUAAUGGGAAGAAGAAACGACUAGCCUAUGGUGCUGUUGCUUAUGUGACACAAGAGGAUGUGUUGUUAGGAACGUUGACAGUGAGAGAAACCAUUACAUACUCAGCAUACUUGAGGCUUCCUAGUAGUUUUAGCAGAGAAGAGAUCAAGAGUAUUGUGGAGGGUACAAUCAAUGAAAUGGGCCUCCUCGACUGUGCUGACCGUUCAGUUGGAAACUGGCACUUAAGAGGCAUUAGUGGUGGUGAGAAGAAACGAGUGAGCAUUGCACUUGAAAUUCUGACAAGGCCUCGCAUAUUGUUCCUUGAUGAACCUACUAGUGGUCUGGAUAGUGCCUCAGCUUUCUUUGUUAUUCAAACACUCCGAAGCAUUGCUCGUGAUGGAAGAACGGUUAUUUCAUCAGUUCACCAGCCAAGUAGUGAAGUAUUUGCUCUCUUUGAUGACCUCUUCUUACUAUCUGGUGGUGAAACUGUUUAUUUUGGAGAUGCAAAGACAGCUAUAGAUUUCUUUGCUGAAGCAGGUGUCCCAUGUCCUAGUAGAAGGAAUCCCUCUGAUCACUUCCUCCGCUGCAUAAACUCAGACUUUGACGUUGUAACUGCCACACUGAAAGGAUCUCAAAGAAUUCGUGAUGUCCCAACAUCAGCAGACCCCCUCAUGAAUUUGGAAACAUCAGAGAUCAAAGCCAGGCUUGUUGAGAAAUACAGGCGCUCAAACUAUGCACAUAAGGCGAAAGCUAGGAUGCAGGAAAUAUCAGCAAUUGAAGAUCAUGUAAUCGACAUCAAAAGUGGUAGUCAAGCAGGCUGGUGGAGGCAACUUUCAACCUUGCUCCGAAGAUCCACUUUGAAUAUGUCUAGAGAUGUGGGUUAUUAUUGGUUAAGGAUAUGCAUCUAUAUAUUCGUAUCAGUAUGUGUUGGUACUAUUUUUUUCCAUGUUGGCACUGGCUAUACUGCCAUCUUUGCCCGGGCAGCCUGUGGUGCAUUCAUAACAGGCUUCAUGACAUUCAUGUCCAUUGGAGGUUUCCCAUCCUUUAUAGAAGAAAUGAAGGUAUUUUAUAGAGAAAGGCUCAAUGGGUACUAUGGAGUUUCAGUGUUUAUUAUAUCCAACUUCCUCUCUUCAUUCCCAUUCUUGGUUGCAAUUACUUUAACUACUGGGACCAUCACUUACUAUUUAGUGAGAUUUCGGACGGAAUUUUCUCAUUAUGUUUACUUCAGUCUCAACAUAUUUCUCUGCAUAUCGGUGAUAGAGAGUCUCAUGAUGGUUGUAGCUUCUCUGGUUCCCAACUUCCUCAUGGGAAUCAUAACAGGAGCUGGAAUCAUGGGCAUCCUGAUGAUGACUUCCGGUUUCUUCCGCUUACUGCCGGAUCUUCCCAAGCCAUUCUGGCGCUACCCGAUUUCAUUUCUCAGUUAUGGCUCAUGGUCAAUACAGGGAGCCUAUAAGAACGACUUCCUUGGCCUUGAGUUCGAGCCUAUGAUACCUGGUGAUCCGAAAUUGUCAGGCGAGUAUGUGGUCCAACAUACAUUUGGUAUUCCACUGGGGCAUUCCAAGUGGUGGGACUUGGUUGCUAUUGUUGCUAUUCUUGUGUCAUACAGAGUCCUGUUUUUCCUUAUACUCAAGUUCAAGGAGAGUGCAUCACCAGUGUUUCGGACACUAUAUGCAAAGAGAACCCUACACCAUCUUGACAAACGGCCUUCCUUCAGAAAGAAGCCAUCUUUCCCUUCCAACAGGCACCAACCUCUUCACUCACUAUCUUCUCAAGAAGGUCUUAACUCGCCACUCAAUUAGU
Molecule: messenger RNA, 2038 nt
Organism: Argentina anserina (silverweed cinquefoil)
Lineage: Eukaryota; Viridiplantae; Streptophyta; Magnoliopsida; Rosales; Rosaceae
Product: ABC transporter G family member 15-like
Exons: 9
Coding region: 1-2037 (678 amino acids)
Cellular component (GO): membrane
Molecular function (GO): ATP binding; ATP hydrolysis activity; ABC-type transporter activity
Source: RefSeq, a predicted model, not a curated record